Molecule: messenger RNA, 1629 nt
Organism: Nerophis lumbriciformis (worm pipefish)
Lineage: Eukaryota; Metazoa; Chordata; Actinopteri; Syngnathiformes; Syngnathidae
Gene: ogna
Product: osteoglycin, paralog a
Biological process (GO): bone development; articular cartilage development
Cellular component (GO): extracellular matrix
Molecular function (GO): protein binding
Source: RefSeq, a predicted model, not a curated record
UGCAGCAGAGCACAUCUGCUGACUCAAACUCUAACGUAUAGCGAGCUCUGGUGUCACUGACACUUUGCUUGGGGCAGCAUGAAGGCAUUUAUACUAAUGUGUAUGCUGGUGCAGCCAUGGCUGGGAACGGGUUCAGUCGGGAACUCUGAUUACAACUCACAGCUGAUAGCAGGACCAUCACCUGGAAGAGACCUCAGCAGGUUCUUCAGCAACUAUUGGAAAGCCACGCGGGCAAGGAGAGCACUGCCUCCAGCCGAUGAACCAGACGAUAGCCCAAUCCCAGCAGCAGCAGAUGAAUCAGACUUGCCAACUUGUCUACUGUGCGUCUGCCUAACUGGCUCAGUGUACUGCGAGGAAGUCAGUCCUGACAUGACCUCUGUUCCCACCCUUCCGAAGGAGACAGCCUACCUGUACGCCCGCUUCAACAAAAUCCAAAAGAUUAGGACCAAGGACUUUGCUGACGUUGUGACACUAAGGAGGAUCGACCUGACGGGGAACCUGAUCUCAGAGAUUGAAGAUGGAGCGUUCUCUAAACUAAGUUUAUUGGAAGAACUGUCUCUAGCUGAUAACAGGCUGGUUAAACUCCCGGCACUCCCUGCCAAACUGAAAUCGUUCAACGCCAACAACAACCUGCUGAAAACCAAGGGUGUAAAAGCUACAGCUUUUAAGAAACUGAUCGGGCUGGUCAACUUGUACCUGGCUGACAAUGAGAUGGAAGCGGUUCCACAGAUCCCAGAGAAGGUUCGGAUCUUACAUCUGCAGAACAACAACAUCACAGAUGUCAACAUAGACACCUUCUGUAGGUCCAAUGACACCUACUACCUUCGACCUAGCCUCAGUGAUGUCCGUCUGGAUGGAAACCCUGUAAUUCUCUCAAAGUACCCUGACAGUUUCACCUGUAUGCAGGUACUUCCUGUUGGACGUUACCGAUGAAGAAGCAGCAACAUUAUUGUUAUUACCUUAUAGCUAACGGAACAGACUUUUUUCCCACCUGACAGCUGUGGGAAAAUUUAAUAUUCUGGGUUUUGGGGAAAUUGUCCUCAACAAUACAAACAGCAUGUGAAAGUGUCAGGUAAAAUAAGAUUAAAAAAGAUAGAAUUGAGGGUGUUUCUUCUUCUGAUGGGUAGUACCAAGUCAAUUGUCGGGAGUAAUCUUUGAGUGUCAGCAGAAGUGGCAUCAGAAACAGAGCGUCUAGUCCUGACAAUUGGUCAAAGAGGAGUCUUAAGAUGGACUUUUCAUGAGCUUAAUGAGUGAAGAGGUAGUAAAUAGUUUAUUCAUUCACCACUGAUGAAUAUCACUGCCGAGUAGAACACUAUAUUACAAUCCACUGAAUCACAAUUGGUACCUUGUUCUUUUUGUAAACAUUUCUACAGCCCUGUGUAUUGAUUUGCCAUUGUUUGAAAUAAUUCCAGUAUUAGUUACUGUCAGUCUUUAAUGUGAGUAUAUUGUCAUAUCUCCAUUUACAGCUUUAAUUUAUAAACACCACUUGAAUUAAAGUAGCAAAGCAUUUAUCGAUAGGAAUGUAAAGAUUACUCUAUAAUUUUAUCAUGUUUUGUAUGCAACUUGUCCCGCAGAGAUUAAUUGAUUACCAAUGUGUAUAGAAUAGUGACUGUACAGUAAUAUGGCUAU